Rhinolophus ferrumequinum (greater horseshoe bat) is the source of this 510-nucleotide messenger RNA. Its product is annotated as glutathione peroxidase 6-like. NCBI's taxonomy places the organism in Eukaryota, Metazoa, Chordata, Mammalia, Chiroptera, Rhinolophidae. Gene Ontology annotation, biological process: response to oxidative stress. Gene Ontology annotation, molecular function: glutathione peroxidase activity. The record is from RefSeq and is a predicted model, not a curated record.
AUGUCCAUGUUCUUGGCGUCUCGAAUAAGGGAGAUUAGUAAAGCUGAGCUGGCAUUGAAAAGCCAGAUGGGAGAAGAUGAGAAGAGAACAGAAUGCACUACAGGAGAAGCAGAAGCCUUUGGUGUGGUUGUAUUGGGCUUUCCCUACAACCACUUUGAGAAACAAGAGCAAGGAGAGAAUUCAGAGGUCCUUUUCGGGCUGAAGUAUGUGCAUUCAGGUAGUGGCUUUAUCCCCAGUUUUCAGUUCUUUGAAAAAGGGAAUGUGAAUGGAGAAAAAGAACAGAAGGUCUCUACCUUCCUGAAAAACUCCUGCCCUCCAACCUCCGAUCUUUUGACGCCCUCAAGCCAACUCUUCUGGGAGUCCAUAAAGGUCCAUGACAUCUGCUGGAACUUUGAGAAGUUCUUGGUGGCACCUGAUGGAAUCCCUGUCAUGUGCUUGUUUUACUGGGAUUCAGUCAGCGCAGUGAAGUCAAAUAUCCUGGAGUACCUGAAGCAGUUCAACACUGAGUAG